Pelmatolapia mariae (spotted tilapia) is the source of this 3766-nucleotide messenger RNA. RefSeq names its product zinc finger protein ZFPM1-like. Gene Ontology annotation, biological process: positive regulation of transcription by RNA polymerase II; negative regulation of transcription by RNA polymerase II; erythrocyte differentiation. Gene Ontology annotation, molecular function: RNA polymerase II-specific DNA-binding transcription factor binding. The transcript has 5 exons. The record is from RefSeq and is a predicted model, not a curated record. Gene Ontology annotation, cellular component: nucleus. Bases 6 to 3461 code for a protein of 1151 amino acids. NCBI's taxonomy places the organism in Eukaryota, Metazoa, Chordata, Actinopteri, Cichliformes, Cichlidae.
UUCGAAUGACCGUCGUGUGUGAAGAUCCAGAUUGUUGGAUUAGUCGCCUCCCUCUGACCUCCGACGCCUCUGCAGCAAACUGCUCUAUCUACAGCCAAGGCGAGGACUUGUUCUGUAAGGUGAUGAAAGAGCUUACGGCCGGUGAAAGGCUCGUGGCGUUCGUGUCUCCUGUUCCUCUGGGCUCCUCCUCUCCGGUGGCCCAAGGCUCUCCUCCACUGAGCCUUGUCGCCCACAAACAACCUGUGGUGAAGGAGGAGCCGUCGUACCCGGCGGCGCUGCACUCAGAGAUCCAGCUACUCCCGCAGCAAGCUGGCAUGGCAGCAAUCUUGGCUACUGCUGUUGUCAAUAAGGACAUUUUCCCAUGUAAGGACUGUGGGAUCUGGUACCGUAGUGAGAGGAACCUGCAGGCCCAUCUUAUGUACUAUUGUGCCAGCCGUCAGAAGCAGCCAGCUGCAGCUUCCUCCCCUCCACAAGACAAACCCAAGGAGUCCUACCCCAAUGAACGCAUCUGCCCCUUCCCACAGUGCAACAAGAGCUGCCCCAGUGCCAGCUCACUCGAGAUUCACAUGCGCACACACAGUGGCGAGCGUCCAUUUGUCUGUCUCAUCUGUCUGUCAGCAUUCACCACUAAAGCGAACUGUGAGCGGCACCUUAAGGUCCAUACGGACACCCUGAACGGGGUGUGUCACGGCUGCGGCUUCGUCUCCACCACGAGGGACAUCCUCUACAGCCAUCUGGUCACCAGCCACAUGGUUUGCCAGCCUGGAUCUCGCAGUGAGGUGUACUCUCCGGGGCCAGGUCUCCCUAAGCUACCCCUGUCCAUUGGUCUGAGUCCAGGAGACUCUGGUGUUGUGCUGAAGUGUCAAGUUUGUGGCCACAACGCUGACUCACCUGCUCAGCUCCAGCAACAUGUACGAACUCACCUGGAAGUCAGGGUCCCAGCUGAAAGAAGCCCUACUCCUCGUCAGAGUACCCCAUCGUCGGUCGACCACUCCCAACCGUCUCCCCAGGAGAAGGAACCCCUGGCUUCAUCCAGUCCAGGCACAAAUGGAGGCUCAGCCACUCCUCGAGACUGCAGUCCUGCUGAUGACCAGAUCAUGGAGUUAAAGAUCAAAGAGGAGCCUCAUUCAGAUUCAGACACAGAAGAGCAGAAAAUGGAGAUUAAGGAGGAUGGAGAGGAGGAGGAGAUGGGUGGAGAGGAGGUAGAUCAAGAGGCAGGAAGGAACAUAAAAGAGGCGCAAACGACCUCCUCCAGCCAAACAUCGAACUCGCCGAAGAGUCCAGCUACAACAACAGUGAAGGCAGAACCCACUAGUCCCACCCCUGGUUCUAGCCCCGCCCAUAUGGGAGGUGCAGGCUCAGUUGUUCCAGGAGGAGCGCUGUUCCUGCCUCAGUACAUGUUUAACCCCGAGGCAGCCAUCUUGCCUCAGGCCUCGGAGAUCCUGGCUAAAAUGUCAGAGAUGGUCCACAGUCGCCUAAAGCAGGGCCAGACGGUCGCCCAGAACAACGCCGCAGCCUUCUUUCCUUCUGGACCGACUGCACCCACGGCAACAGCCACUCCACCUCACAAAGGAGCUACCUGCUUCGAGUGCGAUAUCACCUUCAAUAACAUAAACAAUUUCUAUGCACACAAGAGGCUUUAUUGCUCAAGCAGGCAUCAAGGCGAAGGUGCAUCCUCAGCCUCGGGCCCCGCAUUGACUAGAGACGCAGCCUCGGCCGCCACGCCUUCUGCUGGGACAUGCGGCUCAUCUGCAUCUCCUCAGGGCGGAGCAUCAAGUAGGGCUGCCUCUGCCUCGCCGUCUGACUCCGAGCCUCCUGCAGGAAGUGGAGCAGCAGAAUCCAGGAGGGUGCUGGAGGUGAAGACUGAACCUCCAGCGGGGAGAGAGGGAAUCUCGUCCUCCUCUGAAGGGGAAGGUGCUGGUACGAGUGUGGGAGGAGGAGGAGGCGGAGGAGGACGAGCAAGUGAAGGCAGCCAGAGUCCUGCUAGCGGUUCCACAGAGGACCUUGAGGACGAUCCCAACAGAACCUUCUGCGAAGCCUGCAACAUCCGUUUCAGCCGUCACGACAACUACACUGUCCACAAACGUUUCUACUGUGCGUCGCGCCACGACCCGUCCAACCAGAGAGCCGUACACAUGGCCAAGACGACCAACACAGCCGCCUUCAUUCCGCAGCCCAUCCGAACACGCAAAAGAAAGAAGAUGUAUGAGAUUCACAUGGCAAGAACCGAGGCGUUAGCUAACGCUGCCGCUGCAGCAGCAGCGGCAGCCACUGCCGCCGCCUCUGCUCCAUCCCCCUCGGUUCUGGGCUUGGUAGUAAAGCAGGAAGUCUCUCCCAGUGGUGCAGGUGGCUCAAGCCCCGAAGGAGAUGGCCCAAUCGACCUGAGCAAGAGGCCCCGUCUCAGAGAGGCUCCACGGCACAGCGGCAGCGGUGGCGGCGGCGGCAGCAGCAUUCUCCCAGCUCUGCCUCUCACCGACUACCACAAGUGCACAGCCUGCAGCAUCAGUUUCAACAGUAUUGAGAACUACCUGGCUCAUAAAACAUACUACUGCCCUGCCACCACCCUCCAACCCCACACUUUGGAGCAGCUUCACAGGCUCAAGAGAUCAGCCUCCACCUCUCCAAAAAGCAGGCCUCAGCAGGAGCGUUCGGAUCUCCUGCACCCUGUGGAGAAUAAAGCUCACCCAGCUGAGUGGGUGGCCCAGGCUCAGGGCACGUCAUCCAGUCCUCACACCUCUGCCUUACCCGCCUCGGACGCUGCAUCUCCUUCACAUACAAAUACCACACUUGCAGCCUCUCCAGGAGCUGGAGCCAAAAGCGUGGUCACGGCUUCUGCUCAGAUGGUCUGCCCAUACUGUCCCAACAGGCCCAUCGCUGGUGACUUGAUGGAACAUUUCAAGACUACCCACGGGCUGGUCGUAACCAUUCAGCCACCCCAGGAGACUCUGCCCCAUCUGGGCAGAACAGCGAGCCGCAGCCCGAGCCUGAGUCCCAGGGACGGAGCCGCUGCAGCGACUUCAGCCACUCCAACCAACCAGGCCAGACUUGUCUCUCGAGUUCACAGAGACAGCAUCAACGGGCAGGGUAGGAGUGGUACAGCUUCCCCCGUUUCGCCCCUGGUGAACGGCAGCCCCUCCGCCGGGGGCGGAUCACCGUUAGCCAGUUCUCCUCUGCCUGUGUCUCCCCCACGGGCUCCGUCUCUGACUUUGUCACCUGUGCCUGAGGUCCUGAGGGAGAAGCUGGGAUCGUCACACGUUCCGGACAAGGCCGCCCAGACCGUGGCCUCCCACGCGAUCCCUGUACCCAGCGUCAGUCCUAAAACCACCCCGGUCAUCUCCCCUGUGCAGAACGGUAACUCGCGCUUCUGUCGGCUGUGCAACAUCAAGUUCAGCAGCCUCUCCACGUUCAUAGCUCACAAGAAAUACUACUGCUCUUCCCACAGUGCCGAACACGUUAAGUGAGCUAAGACACUUUUGAUCUUUCCCUUCCCUUUCAUCUUUCUGAGCGGAAGUUUUCCUUCACUAAGUUUUAAAUGGCUCAGAGGGUCCUCCUCCUCCCCCGCCAGUGUCCCACAUAGGUGCCAAAACGGUGCUCGGCUGGCAUCACCACGAAUGACAGUGAAUGACUGUUACUCACCUGGCAAGGCCUGAUGCCUGGCUCCUCCAGAGCAGAAUUCCCAGGUGGUGUUACUCACAUACAGAAACUGAUAUUCCUCCUAUGGGUCAAAGUGUGUAGUACACUAAGAGCUGAGACACAUGCUACCUGC